AUGGUCCUACUAGCGAUGCAGAGAUUGGCCUUACUCGAGAUGCGUAUGGAUUCUCUAUUUAAGGAUAUCAACGUUCUCGUAGACAGCAAGACUGUUCUUUCAGUUCUACAACACGGUCGUACCAAUGCUGGUCCAAUGCAAGUGUACAUGGAGAAGAAGCUCCGCUUGCUCCGAGAACUUAUGAGAGAACGGCUCAAUACUAUAUGCUUCACCUAUGUCGAGACUAACAGCAACUUGGCUGAUAUUGGUACCCGUAAUGAUCUCCACAAACGUCUCAUCCAACUGAGAGACUCCGAAGCUCUUGAGCAUGACGGCGUGCAACCUCUACAAGCUGCUGUCAUCCCUUCUACGGUAUCACCUUCCGCUGGCAAGCGUCAACGUCAAAUCUCCCCUACCGACGCCGACCCUGUGGUCAAGAAGAUCUGUACAAGACCCGACCAAUCUUCACUGAAGUAUACUAGAGAAGAACUGGGACAGUACUGCCGUGAACGAGAAGAGCUUCUUCGUAAAAACAUCAUUGUUGGCGAUUCUACCG
Molecule: messenger RNA, 535 nt
Organism: Perkinsus marinus ATCC 50983
Lineage: Eukaryota; Perkinsozoa; Perkinsida; Perkinsidae
Exons: 1
Source: RefSeq, a predicted model, not a curated record